Messenger RNA from Phytophthora sojae, 1182 nucleotides. RefSeq lists its product as hypothetical. Lineage: Eukaryota; Oomycota; Peronosporomycetes; Peronosporales; Peronosporaceae. The transcript has 3 exons. The record is from RefSeq and is a predicted model, not a curated record. Bases 1 to 1182 code for a protein of 393 amino acids.
AUGAACGAUCUGUGGUCCUACUUGCAGAAUGAGGUGGUGGCAGGUAACAGGAGACCUUUGGUUGUAGGCCCCUCGGGGGUUGGAAAGUCUGCCUCUGUACUAAGUUUCGCAGCUUCCUUGGAUCGUGUGGAAUGGAGCGUGAUUUGGAUUCAUUUAGGUGUGGUCUCGUCCUGCCUGGUUAUGAGGACCAAGAAGUGGUGGAGACUUGUCGAUCUCAACGAGUACAUGUCCGUGCUCCCUCGUGUCGCUGAUGAAAAGCUGUUCGUAUUCGUGGAUGGGUACAAGAACUGUAAAACUCAUGAGGAAAUUUUACCCAACAUACUCGCGAGACUCUGCGAGGAAGACCGACUCGUUGUCUGCUCCCCCAUGGCUGCGCUCGGGAAGAGGAACGCCCAGAAUGACGCACUUUUGAGAAUCAAGGCCUAUUUCAUGAGUAUCUGGAAGCCAUCGCCGACGACGCUUUUUAUGCACAAGCUUGAUGCUGCAAGUGUGUACAUGUAUAACGAAGUGAACGCGGAAGAUGGCUGUGGUGAGGAAGGACAUAACGAUGAGGAGAAGAGGAACCACGCCUUAAAGUUGAAAUUUUACUAUGCCGGUGGCUCGUGCCGGUUCAUGUUCCAGUUCACCGCAACGAAGGUGAAAGAAAUACUGCACAUGGCGCUUGUCAGCACUAAAAAAUUGGACCUGUCCAGGUAUUGCUGCGGAUUUUAUCACUCUGACACAACUAACACCUUUUCCGGGAUGCAGCGCGCAGCGCGUGAUCAUCAUCCUAGAUUGUCUCCUGUGAGCUCGUUUGCUGUCUCCCACUUGGCAGAGGAUAGCGAAGAGAUAGUCAUUUCGGAGUUAGUGGUUCGUUUCGACGACAGUGACGAUGAUCCGCCGGUGGAUCGGUUCGUCUUCGAGUGGUUGUUUUUCGCCUCUGUUUCAAAUCGCAAGUUGAAACUAUUUGGCAUCGGAGGUUGUGUCGAUGUUCUGCCUCAAGCGAGAGUUCUUCAGUUUAAUCCCAAGAAAGGAUUCAGGAAAUUGACGGGUAUGAUCACUCGCUGUUAUGCGGACAACACGUAUGAUAUUGUCUACGCCGGCGGCGAGAGGGACACGCGUAUUGCCGACCUAAUCCAAGACCGUGAUGGCGAGAAAAAUCAGUUUGAGAAAGCCUCUCGAGCGGAACAAAGGAGACUAUGA